Owenia fusiformis is the source of this 453-nucleotide messenger RNA. The record is from the annotation of a GenBank genome assembly. NCBI's taxonomy places the organism in Eukaryota, Metazoa, Annelida, Polychaeta, Sabellida, Oweniidae.
UAAGAGCCAAUGAAAACGCUCCGUUAUAUUAAAACGUCACAAAAAGGUAUAAAAGGUACAGAGGUACAGAGGUGGCUGGUAAUAUUCACAGCCACCAAAAGGUACACAGGUUAAAACUAUGACGUCAAAAGCAAAAACACAAUGCUGGUGUUUCACUAUAAACAAUUACACAGAAGAGGAUGAAACACGUCUUAAGGCGUUGACCCCGCAGUACAUGAUCUAUGGAAAAGAGGUUGGAGAGAGUGCAACUCCUCACCUACAAGGAUUUAUCAAUCUUGGUAUUAAAGGACGCAAAAGCUUCACAAGCAUGAAGAAGAUGAUCGGUCAAAAUGCGUACAUUAAAGAAGCGAGAGCUAGCGAGGCUGCUAACGAGAAGUACUGCAGUAAAGACGGGGAUGUCUACAAGCCUCAAAUAAAACGUUUCCGUCACGAAAAAGCCUCGAAACAAAACGC